AUGUACAACCAGUGUUUAAUCAAGGUACCUUUCGGCAUAGAAACAAGAGACGAGCGGGGAGCGCGGCUGUCAGUUCACAUCAGCCGCAGCGGAGUUGUGCAGUUGACAGCACCUGAUCAGCCACAGAGGAGAUGUCAACACUUUAUUACCUUGAAUUUAUUAAUAAGUGAUAGCACUAUAGAAGAAAUAUUGCAACAACAAGAUAUUUGA
Messenger RNA from Parnassius mnemosyne (clouded apollo), 210 nucleotides. The record is from the annotation of a GenBank genome assembly. Lineage: Eukaryota; Metazoa; Arthropoda; Insecta; Lepidoptera; Papilionidae.